CUACUUAAGGAGAAAAACAAACUGCUCGAGAAAAACAAACAAAUAAAUCAAGAAAAACGUGAAAUGUAUCAAGAGAAAUGCAAAUUACAACAAGAGAAGGAUUUGCUAGAAAAGAAAAACAAAGAACUGGAAGACAGAGUCAUGGGGAAAGAAAAUCAGAUAUCAGAACUUCAGAAAAGGAUAAAUUCAGUCAGAAAUGUUUUUUCAGAGAGAGAUCAAUGUCUUAUAAAGGAACACCAGUAUCUUAACCAAAGCCACCAGCUACUUAAGGAGAAAAACAAACUGCUCGAGAAAAACAAACAAAUAAAUCGAGAAAAACGUGAAAUGUAUCAAGAGAAAUGCAAAUUACAACAAGAGAAGGAUUUGCUAGAAAAGAAAAACAAAGAACUGGAAGACAGAGUCAUGGGGAAAGAAAAUCAGAUAUCAGAACUUCAGAAAAGGAUAAAUUCAGUCAGAAAUGUUUUUUCAGAGAGAGAUCAAUGUCUUAUAAAGGAACACCAGUAUCUUAACCAAAGCCACCAGCUACUUAAGGAGAAAAACAAACUGCUCGAGAAAAACAAACAAAUAAAUCAAGAAAAAUGUGAAAUGUAUCAAGAGAAAUGCAAAUUACAACAAGAGAAGGAUUUGCUAGAAAAGAAAAACAAAGAACUGGAAGACAGAGUCAUGGAGAAAGAAAAUCAGAUAUCAGAACUUCAGAAAAGGAUAAAUUCAGUCAGAAAUGUUUUUUCAGAGAGAGAUCAAUGUCUUAUAAAGGAACACCAGUAUCUUAACCAAAGCCACCAGCUACUUAAGGAGAAAAACAAACUGCUCGAGAAAAACAAACAAAUAAAUCAAGAAAAAUGUGAAAUGUAUCAAGAGAAAUGCAAAUUACAACAAGAGAAGGAUUUGCUAGAAAAGAAAAACAAAGAACUGGAAGACAGAGUCAUGGAGAAAGAAAAUCAGAUAUCAGAACUUCAGAAAAGGAUAAAUUCAGUGGAGCUAAAUAGCUUAGAGUGUCCCCUGGGAUGGCAGAGGUUUAUGUCAAGUUGCUACCAGCUUUCUACUGAAACAAAUACCUGGAAAUAUGCCAAACAAAACUGUGAAAGCAAAGGAGCUCGACUAAUGAUUUUGAAUGAUGAGACGGAACAGAGACCUUUCAUUGGAGGAGUGGUAAAGAUCUGGAUUGGCCUGUACGGUGAAACAGAGAAUAAUACCUCAAUUUGGUACCUGAAGGGGGUAGAUGGAAGACUGCUGAAAUAUGGUGGAUCAAACACCCCGAAACCUCAGUUUUGGACUGGUCUCGUCCAAAGUUGUGUUUACAUUGAUCAGAGACUUCCAUGCAUGAGCCCUUGGUCGAUGGGCACCUGUAUAGAAAAAUUCUAUUGGAUCUGUGAAAAAGAGAUGAACACCAGUGGCUUUCGACUCCACUGAAGACGUGAAUAUCUGAGAAGAAAUCUUCAUUUAAGUCUAUCUAUUUUGAUGAUUUUGAUUCAUUGGUUAUUUUUAUAUAACUGGAAAUGAAUUUGAUCUGUUUUUCUUGUAAAGUGCAGUAGAAUGAGGAUUUAUUGUUAAAUAGUGCCAUAAAACAUAUUGAAUUGAACUGAAUUAAAGAACAAGUAUUUAUAUAAUUGGCCCUUUAUAAUGGACAAAAAAGGUAAUGUGUGAACUCAAGAAUUUACCCAAUUAGAUGUUUCCAGCUUUUAUUUCUGAAUAAUAGUUAAUCAUUAUUACUGGCUCACAGUCAAACCAGUACAUGAACUCACUCAUGUCCCCAAUGGGUGGGUGUAACUAUAUGACUUUUUUUUUUUUGCUUAAGACAGUUAAAAUAAAAAACUAUAGCACCUGAUGUUCAUCUGAUUGCAUGCAUGUUCUUACUGGUACAAACAGAGUGGCCCAUUGUCUUAAGAGAACAAUAGAUGCAUAAAAGGUCCAUCUAAUGACCUGUCUGUGAAAUGUGUUGAUUACGGUUGUUUAAUCAUUGUGGAAGACUUUAACAUCCAUGUUGACAACCCUCAAGACAAACGGACAAAAUAACUAAGUCAUACACUUAAAAACUUUGGUUAACAUGUUAAACAGCCAACACACAGUGGACAUAUUUUGGACUUAAUCAUCAGUAAGGACCUGAACAUUUCCAAGAUCUUCAAAAGCACCAUUUCCAUUGACUCAAUUAGCCAGAAACAUAAGAGAAAUUAUGAAAACACUUUUUUAAGCACUGUGCAACUGAAACCUUUAACCAAGUUUGCUCUUCCACUUCGUCCUGUAACUCAGUAAUUGAGCUGGUAGAAAAGUCCCAUUCUAUAGUUUCAGACAUUAAUUCCAUUGCUCCCAUUAAGGCGAUGGUUGUCUCUGGUAAGAAGAAAUAUCCAUGGAGAAAUGCUCUACCAGUAAGAAGUGAAAAAAGGGAGUGUCGAAAUGCCGAAAGACUGGACACCAGGUUCACUAUGACAUCUAUAAAGAGAACGUUCACAGAUGUAGCUUUCAACUGAAAAAUGCAAAGGAAUCUUUUCUAAAAUCAUCAACAAAAACAUUAAUAAUGCUUGUGCCUUGUUUGCUACGGUCAACUGGUUAACAAACCUUAUGUUUCUGUAGCAUCUAAACUCCAACAAGGCCUGUGAUGAAUUUGCUUAUUUACUGAGAAAAUUCAGAAGAUUAGAGUUGUCUGAACAUCAAUAUUGAGCCCAGCAUCAAUGCUGUGUCCAACCGAAUCAUAUUUGGACAAAAUGACACAGUUUACCAAACAACUACAAGAACUUAGAAGAAAUUGUACAUCAACUAAGUUUGUUUCAAAUAAUGAACUCAUCCCAUUUUGUCAGGUGUCUUCCCCCAGGCCUUAAAAACAGCAAUUAUCAAACCACUGUUAAAAAAGAGUGAGAGCAGUUCACUGUAAAAGACCCCUCCUCGACAGACUGUGGUUGAGCUGGGCUCUCCUGGAAGAAGUUAGGGGGAAGGUCACAUGGCACCAAGAAAGCUCUAACUCUUGGUUCAAACGUGGACAAGUUUUAAAGAAAUAUUCCCACAUUACCCAGGCACAUUAUGGGCCUGAAGGGUUCCAAGGAAUCAUCUCCUCCCCAGGGAGAAACGUUUGAUUUUAUGGUGAAAAAAUAUGGCCCAAAUAGCACUGAGUCCAUUAAUGAAUUGGUUAAAUAAUUGAAUUUUUCCUGCAUGAGAUUCGUUUACAAGAAAGUUGUGGUCAUUUAUUUAAACCUGUAGUACCACUUUUCUGUACUUUUAUUUACUUUCCUUUAUCAUUCUAUUGCAAUGUACUUUUUAAAAUGUUUUUGUCAUCAUGUAAAGCACUUUGAAUUGUCUUGUUGCUGAAAUAUGCUA
Messenger RNA from Girardinichthys multiradiatus, 3306 nucleotides. RefSeq names its product interaptin-like. The record is from RefSeq and is a predicted model, not a curated record. The transcript has 7 exons. NCBI's taxonomy places the organism in Eukaryota, Metazoa, Chordata, Actinopteri, Cyprinodontiformes, Goodeidae. Bases 64 to 1410 code for a protein of 448 amino acids.